AUGCCUGAAGAGCCGAGCACCGCGGCCGACAUUGAGGUGGCACAGGUCCGUGAAGCCGUGAAAGAUUUGAUUCACCCAAAGUAUGACACAUAUUUCAACAUUCUUCGGUGGAUUCAAGGUACCAAUCACAAUGUACCAAAAGCGAUUCACAUGUUGAGAAAGCAUUUGAAAUGGAGAAAAGAGAAGCGAUUGGACACUGACUCGUCAACGCUGCAAUCGUGCAAGAUAGCUUCCGAUCACGCUCCAUUGUGUAUCAUUAAGCCAACGAAUCCCGACGCGGAUCACAUUUUAGUCGUUGAUCAAGCCGGAAAAAUCGAUGUUGGCGGUGUGUUGAAAAGUGUCCAACCGACCGACUAUAUUCAUCAAAAAUAUCGAAAUAUCGAGAAGAUUUUAUCGAUUUUGAUGGAGAUGGAAGCCCGAUUGGGACGUCAGUGCUACGCGUAUUACAUCUUUGACCUCGAUGGGUUGAGCUUCGAUCCGACAAUGGUUGGAACUGUGACAGGCCCUUUCCGAAUCUCAUGGGAACUCAUGGCGAUGCACUAUCGAGAAUGGAUUGAUAAGUUCAUUGUGAUCAAUGCUCCUGGUUUCAUGAACAUUCUCUGGUCAGCCAUUUCACCUUUUAUCCCAGAGGAUGGUAGAGGGAAAAUCGUUUUCCCAGGGAAAAGUUGGCGUGAUGACUUGCAAGAGCUACUCGGAAAGGAGUCUCUACCCGAAAAAUACGGUGGUACUCUAAAAGACUCCGAGGUAUUAACAGCGCCCGAACCAGUUCCAAAGGAAAAGUAUUGGUCUCCAAAAGUCGGAGAGCCAAAUCACACGAAUUUGCAUAAAAUCAGCAUACCAGCCUCAAAAGAACGUCAAUUGCUUUAUCCAGUGAAAGCCGGUGAGAAAUUGAUCUUCUACACACAAAAUGAUUCCGAAUUGAUGUACGGGAUCGCUUUCACCACGAAUAAGGAUUUACCCGAAGAAGAUUGGGAUAUCCUUGUCCCACCGUGUCCCCGUGCCGGCCUACCCGCCAUUGAUGCCGGUCAUUUUGAGCCAAUGGACAAUGGCUACUACCAGCUUCGAAUCCAGAACCAAGCGGCUUGGCUCUUCCCGUCAACCUUCAAAAUUUUAGCAUUAAGUGAAUCAGGAAAAGAGAUUUUCGCUGAAAAUCAAGGAGCCGAGAAGUGGUUUAAAGCUGGACAAAAGUUCAAGAAA
Molecule: messenger RNA, 1197 nt
Organism: Mesorhabditis belari
Lineage: Eukaryota; Metazoa; Nematoda; Chromadorea; Rhabditida; Rhabditidae
Source: the annotation of a GenBank genome assembly